This is a messenger RNA of Letharia lupina, 801 nucleotides long. RefSeq lists its product as uncharacterized. The coding region runs from base 1 to 801 and encodes 266 amino acids. NCBI's taxonomy places the organism in Eukaryota, Fungi, Ascomycota, Lecanoromycetes, Lecanorales, Parmeliaceae. The transcript is spliced from 3 exons. The record is from RefSeq and is a predicted model, not a curated record.
AUGGGCUCCGACCAUAGGAAAACAGAAGGUUUUGCUCUGACAAGCCCACCGUCUCCGGCAGCGCAGAAGGCGGAGAUGCGCGGGGAGAUUCCCAGCUCGCCCACCUCGUCCAACAAGCAUUUGUUGGAUCAAACUCUUCUACCACCUCCUCCUCUGGAGCCUUACGAUGUGUUCAGUGAGUUUGUCGGUAGACUCUGCCAAAAGCUAUGGCCUCCAAAGAAAUCCAUCAAGCUUCGUAUCCUGAAGAGUAAAGCUGCCGCCCGAUUGCGCACGAAUAGUUUCUGCGGCUCUCUUGUCCCCUCGCUACAAACCCCACUGAUAGAGCGGCUCCCGGGGGGCGAUUACAACCGCAUCACGGGUAGAAUAUUACCCUCAUCAUACAGCGUGGACAGUCGCAGGCUGAUCCUUCGAGUACCACGAGAGAAGACAGCCAGACCUGACCGGGAAGUGGCCACUUUGAACUAUGUGCGCGAGAGGACGUCAAUACCUGCGGCCCAGGUUGCGGCGAAGGACUUCAGCAGUGACAACUCACUGAAGAAACCAUACUACUACAGCACCGCAUUGCCGGGACUGAUAUCAAUUUGCUAUAGCCAGCGACAUAGUGUCGCUCGCAAGUUGGGCGGUGUAAUCAGACAGCUUUUGUCGUUAGAGAGUUCAGUCGCCGGCGUCCUUGAAGCACAAAAUGAUGGUACAGAAAAGCUGCUGAUCGUUCCAUUCGAGCUACGGGAGAGGGAUGGUUAUGGUGAGCUUCUUGAAGGCCCGGACGCCAAGAAACUUGUUCGCAUUCAAGCUCUGCCGUAG